Penicillium bovifimosum is the source of this 615-nucleotide messenger RNA. RefSeq lists its product as uncharacterized. Lineage: Eukaryota; Fungi; Ascomycota; Eurotiomycetes; Eurotiales; Aspergillaceae. The transcript has a single exon. Bases 1 to 615 code for a protein of 204 amino acids. The record is from RefSeq and is a predicted model, not a curated record.
AUGAAAACCGAAGCUCCAGAUACGGCCACCGCACCGAGGACAAUGAUACCCACCCACAGACACUCAUACACACGCCGCCUUGACAAUGUCGAGCACGCCGACUCAGAAACUAAAAUCGUGGUGCUCAAAUCAAUCGCACGAGACAUCUGCGAAACCUUCCAAGCCAUCGCAGAAUACGCCGAAGAAGGCGUGCUACAAGACGAGCACACGAAGCCGAUCGACAGCGUGAUCAUGAGCAUCCGCGACACGGACGUAAAACAGCGGAGACAGCUGGAGAAAACGAAUCGGCGGCUGCGCAAGGAACGAUACCGUGCUCACCAGCGGCUCCGUGGAUUGAUGAGCCUCGGGGAUGCAUUGGGGCGCGGUGCUAAUCGAAGAGUGAAGAAAUUGAAGAAUGACUUGCGCAAGGCGCAAGAAGAGAUUGCGCAGCUACGGGCUGAGCGAGAUAUCCUACGGGAGUGGGCGAUAACCCGAAGGAAGAAAAUUGUGACUGAGGUUACAGACGAGGUUACGGACGAGGACGCUGAUGGGGAGUUCGAACUUGUUACUGAAGACAAUAUCCAGGAGAAAUCUCAAGAAGCUGUGGAUGCCGGAGAAGACAAGGGGACUGAUUGA